CAACAACAACCAAUUGUUCCUCCAGAACCUUUUCCUCCCGUUCAACAAACACAACAACAACAAAUCCCAGUCCCACAAACUCAACAAUACUAUCAAUCAAAAUCACCAAUACUUCCUUCACAACCUUCUUUGCCAAUAAAAACUCAAGAUGAUGGCGUAUUUCUUAAAAAUUCAGUUGAACAAACAGCCCCAUCUUAUCAAAAUAAUGUACCUAACGAUCAUCAUCGAAAUCUUCAAAAAGAUCACAUGUCUGUAUAUAAUGACGAUGCAUGGGAUCCAAGUUAUGAUAGCGUUCAAACUUCAUCAUCUACUAAACCAUUACAACCAUCACCUUUUAAAGUUAUUGAUUCACAACCAACAUUUGCUUCAAAAGAUUUACAAAAAGACAAGAGUCCCGCUAUUCAAAAAGGAUUUAAUGAUGCCACAACUCAAACAGACCCUGAUCAUAUCGAUUUAACUAUAAUUAAUCUUAUGCAGCAAAAAUAUUCAUUCACCAUCACUCUACCAAAUAACAAAGUUAUACCUCCAUCAAAAUUAAGUCAAUUUAUCGAUGUUUUCACUGAAAGUCAAAAAUCUUCUCUACCAUAUUCCUCUUCUUCUUCUUUACCAAUUACCAAGAUUAAUAAUAAUGUUGCUGCUGUUACUACUGCACCAUCAUAUAGUUCAAAUAUAAAUAAUGAUUUAUCAAAAGACACCUCACAAAGUUAUCUUAUUAAAUUUGAUGAUAAUGAUUAUCAAAAAUCACCACAAGUAAUUCAACAACCACCACAAAAAUCUCCGCUACUAACAAAUAACAAAUAUAAUGAUAAUGAAAUUUUGGAUACUGUUAGAAAAGACGACUUAAUUGCUCAUCCUCACCAACCUGUUCAACUUCAAAAAACACCAUCAUCUAAUUUUGGCAACGAUAACCAGAGAGGUUGGAUCGAUGGCAAUAUUCCUCAACAACAACAAUCUAAUUGGGGAAAAGGACCAGUUGCUACACCAGCUGUUGCUCCAGUCGUAAAAAGUGCCGAAACAUGGAAUAAUGGACCACAAAAAUCUCCAUUACAGCAACAACAACCAAACCAAUAUAACGAUAACGGCAUUUCGGAUACUUCUGGAAAAAACCGUGACUUAAUUGCUCCUCCUCACCCACCUGUUCAACAUCAGCAAGCACCAUCAUCUAAUUUUAGCAGCAAUAGUCAGAGAGGGUGGAUCGAUGGCAAUACCCCUCAACCACAGCAACCUCAGCAACCUAUUCCACAACAACUCCCUCCACAAACACCACAGCAACCACAGCAACCACAGCAACCUAUUCCACAACAACUCCCUCCACAAACACCACCAGUUGCUACACCAGCUGUUGCAACAGUUGCAACGGGUGUUGAAUCAUGGGAAAAUGAAGUUAAAGAAGAGGAUUGGUUGGAGAAAGCUGCUAAAUUUGAACAAGAAUUAAAUGUUGAUCCCAAAGUUCGAAUAGGUAUAGAUGAUGGAAGAACUAAUUCUACCACUGCCAACAAUAUCCCUCCUGCUGUAACUAAUAGUCACAGUAAUGGAUAUGGUAGAGGCGGUGCAAAUAGGGAAUAUCAAGGUACUGGAAAUGGUUCAGGAAGGCCAAAUGCCAAAGCAUUAUGGGAUCAGUUACUUCGAGCAGAAGCAGAAAACGAUCUACCAAAAUUCAAAAGAAUUUUUGAAGAAUACACUACUGCAGCACCUGUCGAGACAUUUCAAUCAAUCGCGAAGGAUUUAAGAAGUGCAAAAUCUAAUGCAAAACUCAUGGCUUUGGAUCAAAGCCAUACUAAUAAUAUUGCUUCUAUGACGUCAAGAUCAUUGGUUGAUUUACAAGGCAAUCGCGAUAAAAAAUAUCUUGUUUAUAUAACUUUUGGUCCACCAAAUAGCGUUCCACCAGAAUUGGGAAGAAUAGCAAGCCAUAUUUCAAAAAAUUGUCCUGAAUCUAAUAGAAGAGACAAUAGGGGAGGAGAUAUUAAUAAUAGACCACCAUUGCAGCAGCAAUAUUCAUCUUCAACAUAUGAAAAUCGUAAUGGCGCUGGCGGUGCCAUGAGUGGAGGCAACGAUUAUCAUUUUAAAUCUUAUGAAUCUAGAUACAGUAGUGGCAGCGGAGGCAAUAAUAAUAUGAUGGGUGGUGGUAGUAAUAAUUCAUCAUCAGCAAAAAAAUGCUACAAGUGUGGUUCUUCAGAUCAUAUUGCCCGUAAUUGUGAAGAACAACAAUCAAGAUUUGGUAGCGGCAGCGGUGGUGGUGAUAGAGGAGAUUAUCAGCAACGAAGAGGUUAUAAUAAUAAUAACGGUUAUGGUAAUAACAAUAGUUUUGGUGGUUCUGGCAGUGGCGGAGGACAACCCUGGAGUCAAAAUAACGAUAUUAAUAAUAAUAUGAGAGGCGGGGAAAUCAAUGCCAACGCUAAUGGUAAUGAACCAAAUUUAGAUAAUGUUGGAGCUUGUACGAAAUGA
Entrophospora candida is the source of this 2445-nucleotide messenger RNA. Lineage: Eukaryota; Fungi; Glomeromycota; Glomeromycetes; Entrophosporales; Entrophosporaceae. The record is from the annotation of a GenBank genome assembly.